This is a messenger RNA of Gilbertella persicaria, 1229 nucleotides long. RefSeq names its product HbrB-like-domain-containing protein. Bases 14 to 1210 code for a protein of 398 amino acids. Gene Ontology annotation, cellular component: TORC2 complex. The transcript has 2 exons. Gene Ontology annotation, biological process: TORC2 signaling. NCBI's taxonomy places the organism in Eukaryota, Fungi, Mucoromycota, Mucoromycetes, Mucorales, Choanephoraceae. The record is from RefSeq and is a predicted model, not a curated record.
UUUUUUUUCUACCAUGCCUUCUCCUCAUACUGCAGAUGAGACAAACAAUGUCCCUUUGUCUUGUUCUUCAAACUCGUCUUCUUCUUUGUCUGCAAGUAUAGAAAACAAUGCUUCACCUAAUCCAACACGCUCAUUAUCUGCUACUACCUUGACGAUCCGUUCUCCACCCAGUGGCGGUGGUAGUCAAACAAAACGCCACAGUGAACGAUCGAAUUCGACAUCACAAUACACCACUCGACAAACAAGUACCGAGAAACUACCACAGCGGCCUUCUUCUCCCAUCACUUCACCAUCUAUUCAUAAAUCAUUAACAGCUUUGGAUGCCAAAGCCAUCACGCGAGAUAUGGAAAAGUCAACUAUGCACUUGCGAGAAGACAUGAUGUCGCCUUCUUCUCCUACGACUGCACAGAGCGCUAACAAUGGUAACUUUUACUUUGGCUCCAAUAAUCCUUCCACAAACAACAGUACAUUUCAAUCCAUGGCAGCACCUUCAAAUACACCUUCGCAUUAUCCAUACCAUCGACAGAACAGUGUGAGUAGUGUCAUCACAUUGCCUCCUACUGUUCACCAAAAUAGUACGCAGGCAGAUGCAUGGCAAACACUCUGUGUACGCGUCCUGCCUCUGUUUAAUGGUGAAGGUGUUCAAGGAGCUAUUGAAGACUUGAAUGAUCUCCUAAGACGAUGUAUAUCAGAUCCCAUUUCACCACAAUUCUAUCGAGAUAUCGAAGCUCUAUUGAGAGAUGGCAUGUUUACACUCAAUGCUAAAAUGUUUGGUGUCACAGAUGAGAAGCUGUUGGAUAGAUUAGUCGAACAAUGGUCUUUCUUCUUUACUUAUGCCCUUCCUUAUUUUGAAGCUGUCUUUUUACCUUUGAGAACAGAUGUUCGAUACCGUUCACAGGAUGAAGCAGAAAUGUGGAAUGUUCGUAGUAUGGCAUUAAGAAGUUUUCGAGAUAACGUCAUCUUGUUACAGACAAAACGAUUAGAAGAUGUGUUCAAUAAGCUGUUUACUGAUUUUGGCAGCUCACAAAACCCAGCAGCCACUGCAGCCAAAAUGCUUCAAAUGACCUCUUUAUUGGCUUCUUCUCCAGAUCAUAAUGAAGAGAUAGAGCGUGUAUUAUCCAACUUGAAGGCAAAUUGGAAGAUCAUGAUGACAAAGGGGGAUCGAAGAGGGUUUGCAGGAGUAAGAAAAGUUCGACCAUUGAAUAUUUAAACCGUCGUUUUUUUUUUUU